Leptopilina boulardi is the source of this 1778-nucleotide messenger RNA. RefSeq names its product acetyl-CoA acetyltransferase, cytosolic (gene Acat2). Gene Ontology annotation, biological process: fatty acid beta-oxidation. NCBI's taxonomy places the organism in Eukaryota, Metazoa, Arthropoda, Insecta, Hymenoptera, Figitidae. Bases 116 to 1300 code for a protein of 394 amino acids. Gene Ontology annotation, molecular function: acetyl-CoA C-acetyltransferase activity. The record is from RefSeq and is a predicted model, not a curated record. The transcript is spliced from 8 exons.
AAUGUCGUCAGCCCGCAAUAUCGGCUGCUAUAUAUUUUCCCAACGAAGAUUCAAGGCGGCAGUCUGUCUUUAGUUGUUGUUAUUUAUUAUUUAAGUAAUACGACAAUAAUCAACAAUGAGUGAUCGUGAGGUAGUUAUUGUUGCUGCAGUUAGAACACCAAUAGGCUCAUUUUGUGGGACGUUAUCUUCAUUGAAAGCCUCAGAUUUGGGAAGUAUUGUAAUAAAAGAGAGUAUUAAAAGAGCAAAUUUAGAACCUACAGAUGUUUCCGAAGUAAUUUUCGGCCAGGCAUUGACUGCAACACAAGGUCAAAAUCCAGCACGACAAGCAGCAAUAAAUGCAGGACUUCCUAUUUCUGUUCCUGCUUAUCUGGUGAACAUGCUUUGUGGAUCUGGCCUCAAAUCAGUCACCAAUGCUUAUGUGUCAAUUAAGUCUGGAGAAAAUGACGUAAUUAUCGCUGGUGGACAGGAAAGUAUGAGUCAAGCUCCUCAUGCAAUUCAUUUAAGAAAUGGAACAAAAAUGGGAGAUGGAAAUUUGGUUGACACAAUGCUUGUUGAUGGACUGACCGACGCGUUUAAUCAAAUUCAUAUGGGAAUCACUGCGGAGAAUAUAGCAAAAAAUUUCACAAUUAGCCGAGAAGAUCAAGAUGAGUAUGCGGCGAAAUCACAACAAAAGGCAGAGGCCGCGAUAUCAGCUGGAUAUUUUGAUAAGGAAAUUGUCCCAAUAACGAUUCAAUCUAGAAAAGAUACUAUUGUCAUGUCGAAAGAUGAAUUUCCAAAAGCUGGUACCACUGCUCAAGGACUUGGAAAGCUAAGGCCAGCAUUUCUCAAAUCGAACGGAACUGUAACUGCAGGAAACGCUUCUGGAAUAAAUGACGGAGCUGCAGCUAUCGUUUUAAUGUCUGCAAAAGCCGCAGCUAAAAAGGGAAUAACUCCCAUGGUGCGAAUUGUCGCUGUUGCUCAAGCUGGAGUCGAACCAGAUAUUAUGGGUACCGGACCAAUACCCGCUGUUGAAUUAGUGUUGAGAAAAGCGAAUUGGACGAAAGACGAAGUUGAUCUUUACGAAUUGAAUGAGGCGUUUGCAGUUCAAUCGCUCGCUUGUCUUCGAGCUUUGGGCUUGGAUCCCAAUAAAGUAAAUGUCAAUGGCGGUGCAAUUGCUUUAGGUCAUCCAAUAGGAGCAUCGGGUGCGAGGAUUUUAGUGACUCUCCUACACUUGCUAGAGCGAAAACAAUUAAAAAAAGGAGUUGCAUCCUUGUGCAUAGGAGGAGGAAUGGGAAUUGCUAUUGCCAUAGAAAGAAUAUAAUGCAAAUGAAAGCUAAUCAAACAAUUUUCAAAAAUUAAACAGGAAUUUAGAAGCAAAAAGGUUAAGGAAUGAUCAUUCAUUGAAAAUUUCAAUUUCUUUUUAAAACUACGCAUAAAUCAAAUUCAAUCUCGGAAGCAUUAAAAUUAUUAUAAAAAUUCACUCAUAAAUGUAAAAUGACUAACGAUUACAACCUCAGGGUGACAAAUUCAAAGAGCAAUAUAUUUUUUUCCAAUCAACAGAUCAAAUGAUGCAAUUAACGAGAUUGACAUUUGCGACAAAAACUUUUUUUUUCGAAGCUGUAGUAGUUUAUUAUAAAAUAUAUAGUCAUACAAACUUCGAAGACUUAUAUGCAUGAGAAAUUUUUUUGAGGUAUAAUCUUGCAAAAGAGAGUUUGUUAGAUGGAAACCUUAUUUAUUUUUGUACGAAGAGAGUUAACAUUUUUAUAACAAAAUAAAUAUUUCUAACGUCUUUUUGAUAA